AUGGCCCGAAUCCCCGACCUCGCAGAUGCGCAGAUCGGCGCACGAGCCCGACGCCAUGGUACUGCCCUAGUCUCGAAAGAGCGGACAGCUCUCGAAGAGAGGGGCUUGAAUCUGAACACCAGGGUGGGGCGGCUUGUGGCGAGCCGGCCGAAGUCGUCAAGAUGGCAAGAAGCUUCUACCCCCCUUGGCCAACGAUCGAGGGGGCGUGCGGUAUAUAAGGUGCCUCCCCAAGGCGAAGCAAGCCCCUCUUCUCAAGAGCACAGCAAGCCCCUCUCCUCAACAGCACAACACUCUGCUCCACUCGUCUCUCUCACACUCGCAACGACCUCGUCACCCAAACAGACCGUCCAGCCUCCCGAGAUGCAGCUCAAGUUGGCCCUCGUUCUUCUCCCGGCCCUCGCUGGCGUGGCCAGCGCGGCCAGCAUCGGCGACAAGUCGUCGUCGCAGGCCGAGCGUGACCCGACGGACCCCAGGAGCCCGCCGCCAGAGACUGCGAGCACCAAGGGCCCCUGCAAUCUGCCGGACACGUGGGGAUACUUCAACGUCAGGAUCAACACCGCCAACUGUGGGCCAAAGAGCGCCUUCAACCUCAAGAUCCAGGACCCCGUCGUGCCCAACGGCAACUCGAAGGAAUGCAUCGAUGUCACAGGCACCGAUGGAUACUUUAUCGUCGCCAUGCCCGCCGACAGCAGCGCGACGCUGGUUCUCUCUGACAACAAAUCCAAGGCGCCCGCCCGCAAGGUCAGGAUCGACAGCUUCACCGCAGCGACGGGCAACGUCAAGCCCGGUCAGCCGCGUCACACCGGAUCCUACCCGACCUACGUCAAGGCCACGCAGGAGGGCUGCCCAAGCCCCACCCACAAGGUCGACCCUGCCUCGUGCAGCUUCCCGCUGUUCAAGAUGACCUUGGGCAACAAGAACGCCCCCGUGCCGUCCGUGGUGUGGGGCGGCAGCAAGUACGGCGAGGGUUGGAGCUGCGCCAGCCCGCAGGGGCCGCCUGUCAAGGAAGGUCUGAGCAACGGCGGCGGCAAGGUCGACAUCUACAAGGGCAAGCCCGACCCCGGUCACCCCGCCUACAUCGAGCUCGACUACUGCGCUCCUGCCGUGGCAGACAUCAACUCUUGGUGCAAGGCCUGA
Molecule: messenger RNA, 1137 nt
Organism: Pseudozyma flocculosa PF-1
Lineage: Eukaryota; Fungi; Basidiomycota; Ustilaginomycetes; Ustilaginales; Ustilaginaceae
Exons: 2
Coding region: 1-1137 (378 amino acids)
Source: RefSeq, a predicted model, not a curated record